Lolium perenne is the source of this 1188-nucleotide messenger RNA. Its product is annotated as F-box protein At3g07870-like. Gene Ontology annotation, molecular function: protein binding. The record is from RefSeq and is a predicted model, not a curated record. Lineage: Eukaryota; Viridiplantae; Streptophyta; Magnoliopsida; Poales; Poaceae.
AUGGCGGCGUCGCUCCGUCCAACAGCAAGGCAAGCCAAAGGCAACAGCAGCAGCAGCACCGCUCCUCUCGUCUCCACUGCCAACGGCAGCGUCCUGCCCCAGGAUUUGCUCUACGAGAUCCUGGUGCGCAUCCCGGCGAAGACGCUUUGCCGCCUCCGUGCCGUCUGCCGGUCAUGGCGGUCCCUCCUCUCCGACUCGUCCUUCGUUACCGCCCACAAUACCCUCCACGGACCGCUCGUCGCCUCCUUCAAGUGGGAGCCGGGCCAGCCGGCAGGCAUCCACAUCCUAGACAGGUCCGGCAACACCGUCAGGCAUAUACGUUUCGAGACUGGGUUUCAAAGUUACUCCUGGAUCGUGGCGUGCAGCAACCUUGACGUGAUCUGCCGCUUUGGUGCGGACGAGCGCCCCCGCCUGAUCGACCCAGCCACCGGUGUCAUCUCCCUAUUGCCCGAUGACCCAGAGUUCAACCAUAACAAGCACACCACCAGAUUUGGGUUCGGCUGGGCCUCCUCAACCGGGGAGACCAAGGUGCUGGCCAUCACUGCAAGCCUCACGACAGUCCGUUGCUGCAAGGUCCUCACCCUCGGUGGCGCCGGAGAGUGGAGGGAGACAGGUUGCCCCAUGACUAAACUUGCAACUACUCCUAGGUGUGUGGCCCUUGCCAAGGGGGUCCUCUAUUUCUUGGGCUAUACAAACUGCUACCCCGAUCACAUUGCAGCAUACGACCUCCAGACGGAGCAAUGGCGGCCGGAUCUCGUGCACUUGCCGCUCCCAGUCCGAUGCCACGUUUCCUUGGCUGAGCUGAGCGAUAACUUGGUUGCAGUCUACAACCGUAACGUUGAUAGCCAUAUUUCCAAGGAUUUGUGGUUCCUCACGGACGCUGAGAAGCUUCUCUGGUCGAAGCGAUACACGAUCACCAUGCCUUACCCAAAGACGUUUGACAGGAUGAUGGGAAGAUGGGCAGAUUGUUUUCCCUUGUGGAAACUGGAUGAUGGGAAGAUUGUCUUCUGGGUGUCGCUGUACCUGAAUGGUGGUGACGUGCGAGUAGUGCAUUUUUUGCGGGUGUACGAUCCCCCGACAAACACUUACACGGAUGGGGCAGACAUGCCUGGCUAUACCUUUUUCGGUGUGUACAAAGGCAGCUUACUUGCUGGUCAUCCAUGGACCAGGAAUCAAGCGGGUAUAUAA